AAAACAAUGAAAUAAAAGUCUGGUUUUAUAUGUUUUUACUCCAAUUACCGCUGUCGGAUUAUUAAAUUUUUAACCAUUAUAACAUUAACACUUUAAUCAAACACAACAAUAAUAACUUCCUAUUGCUUUUAAUGACCAAUUCAAAAUUUAUAAAAUCUGGUUUUAAAAAAAUUUUAACCUCUAUAUAACGCUUUUACUUUAAAUUCCAUAAAUCAAAAUGACAACAAAAACUGACAAAAACUUUUGAACUUUGACAUUGACUUCGUAAUAGACACAGACCAGCUAUAUUUGCUACGGGAAUAUUUUACAGACUAUACAUGUCGGUUGACCUUGACCCCAUAAAAGAACGCACUUGAAAAAAGGGUAAAAAGUUAUCAACUGACCUGACUACACGACGAUCAGCUACUUGCACCAGAGCUUUGCGACCUUUUGGAAAUAAUAUAGCGAAUGUUUUUACUUUUGACUGAUUUUUUUGACAUUCUUCAUUCUUAUGACAUACGUUUGUCACCUCAUAUUUUCGUAUUAUCUAAUUUAUUACAUAUUUCUGUAUGAUUUACAUGUUAUUAUUAUUUAUAUUUACUCAGGUGGCAUGUGCCCCUAUGUCACAUGUUGGAUCGGCAAUUUUCUAUAACAAAUUAAAUAAAAACGAAUGUUGGAGCGAGGAUGAUUUGGCCACAUUACGAGCGAGAAGAAUUUUUGAAUUGGCCAUGCCACCCAGUGUAAAUCCAGAAAAAAUGAACGGUAGGUAUUUAAAAGAGAUGCAAAAGUACUUUCGUCAAGCUCUUCGUAAUGUUGGUAAAGAAACAAACUCGCACUGUGCCAUUCUUUUGAAGGCAGCUCUUGCCGACACUAUCGGAGCUCAUUUGACCAAAGAAAUAUUGCCAACUGCUAGAUUUUCAUAUUACGCUGGUUACGUGCCUUAUAGAGAUGUCAGAGAGUUACAUAAAUUCCUGGAACAAAUCAAGUUACUUUUGAAUACUCAAGGUUUGGGUUGGGCUCGACCGGAUCGUAUUCCGCAGUGGUCCAAUCUAACCGUCGUUAAAGUUUUUGUUAGACACGGAAAACUGUUAAAUCCAUGUUCGGGUUUGGUCAUGAAGAGAGACGUAAACUCGUGCAUUCACAUCCCCGUGCCCAAGCUGGACGACAAGGAUGAACCAUCAGCGAUCGCACUGCCUUUUAAAUCAGGAGGUAUGGUCAGUUUGUCUUCACCGCGUUCAGAAAAUAUUUUGCUCAAGUAUUACACUACAGCGACAAGAUGUAUUUUACACCAUUCACCUAUUACAUGUCGACACGUCGACUUCUUGAAUUUUAAUAAUGAUAUGUGGCAUUGGAUGCAAAAUGACGUCGCACCGCAUCUUGCUGAUGAAAAACUUUACUCAGCUUUUGGGGGAGUGUUACGAAUAGCCGCCGCUGUGCAAAGCUACGGCAAAGGCUUAUCUCGCCGCAACCUUUAUGAAAACGAGGAGCGAGUGGUCUCCAGAUGGCAUCCCUGGAAGGGGCUAAGUGAGACGUACGUUUACAUGGACCCAGAUUGGACUCCAAAACUGUACGUCAUUUUAGUAGUAUUAGCCGCCGCCGUUAUUUGCCUGUCACAAAUUUGUUACACUUUUUUACUUGGCAAAAGUAACGGAUGUCAUUGUACAGACCGCCAGCAAAAAUAUCAAAAUAUAAUGGCUUUCACAAAAGACGAACUCGUUAAUCCCGCAAUUUUACCAUCGCAACACAGCUCGUUAUUCUACAGCCAGCACGCGCGUCUAAGGCGCUUGCCGGCAAAAACAAAAAUAUCUUCUCGUAAUUCAAUAAGGACAGAAAAGGUUUACGAUCUCCACGACAAUACGGAGACGAUGGCGGUUAUCAUGAGCGAUAACGAAGAUACUAGCGAAGAAGAUUCUCUUCCGGUCAUCAACCAGGAAGGAAGCGGCGAAAAUGUUGGAGCGAUCCGAUCGAAAAGCCCGCCUAAAAUAGAAACUUCAAUAUCUGAAGUGAAAAUAGUGAAACGUACUAGACCGAAACGAGGGCAAAUGUAUUCUACGAGCACAAACUCUCAUUCAGAGUUAACUUAUUGUCGCGAGCAUCAGGAUACGGGCUCGCCGUGGUCGGGCAGUUCAACGUCGGAACAGUCCAUUACUUCGGACAGUUCCAAAUCUCAUGGGCGCAAAUCGAGGAACUCGCGUGACUUGGCGUGGGCGCGUCGAGUAGCUUCCAAAGCGUCUCAGGCAAAGUCGACAACAUCCGGCACAGAACUUGACGUCAAUUCAUUCACUACGCCGCCAUCGAAACAUUGACCGUUAUUUUUAAAUCUUAAUUAUUAGAAAGUCUUGAUAGGAAUAUUAACUUUGUGAAUAGAGUUUUAGCUGCAAGUAUUACAAUUUAAGAUAUAUGUUGUUUAAGAUGCAUUUAAUUUUUAUGGGAUAAAUACUAUAUUUUAAUUGUU
Molecule: messenger RNA, 2434 nt
Organism: Papilio xuthus (Asian swallowtail)
Lineage: Eukaryota; Metazoa; Arthropoda; Insecta; Lepidoptera; Papilionidae
Exons: 1
Coding region: 549-2285 (578 amino acids)
Source: RefSeq, a predicted model, not a curated record